CUUGGGUGUGGCGUGCGCCCCUCAAAGAGACACCGGUCCAAAGUUCGUUUCUUCAAACCGAUUCUCCUCCUCGAUCUGCUUUUCUCACUCCAGAUCUUAGCCCCGCCACCUUAACUCUGCCCAUCUGGGGCCAAAAGGGUUGUUAGCAGCGCCAAGACCUUAGCCCUAGCCCUCUUUUGUCUGGCUUGGCCUACGUGGCUCCUCUUCUCCCCUCCCUUUAAAUUGGGUUUUAAUUUAUUUCAUUGUUGUUCUGUUCUUUUAUUGCCUUCGUUGCAAGCUGCCUCUGCUGAGAAAGGUGGGAUAUCAGUUACUUAAAAGGUAAAGGUGUCCCCGCACUUGUAGUGCGAGUUGUUUCCGACUCAUAUGGGGUGGGAUUGCCAGUUCCUUCCCCGGCCUUUCUUUACCCCCCAGCAUAUGGGCUACUGGAUGGAAGGCUGAGUGGAUGUCGACCCCUUUUACUGGAGAUUCGACUUCCUCCUUCCGUUGGAAUCGAACUCUGGCCGUGAGCAGACCUUCGGCUGCGUUACCACCGCUUACCUCUCUGCGCUAAUGGGUGCCCUUUUGAAUAACUGAAGGCACCAUCCUGUAAAGGUCUGCUCUGGAGCAAGCUGCAUUGACUUCAGUGGGGCUUAUUCCCAGUCUUGCAGCACCAUCCUGUACAGGUCUACUCAGAAGAAAACUGCAUUGACUUCAAUGGGGCUUACUUUCAGUGACCUAGUUUGCUGGUAAGGCAAAUGCCACCCAAAGUUCAGGACAAGGGUUCAAAUGCUGCCAUGCCACCAAGACCAUCUGCCUGCGUCCUGGGGGUUGACUUGGGCACCUCGUCGGUGAAAGCGAUCUUGCUGGAAGAGACGGCCCAGGGGCCAACUGUGAUUGCAAGCUGCAGCAGGGACACGCAGGCCCGGGUGGAGAGCCACGCUGCUGGACCACAGGCGAAAGAGGACAGGGAGAACGAGCAAGAUGUCCACAAAAUCAUCACUGCCUUGAACGACUGCCUUGCCGGCCUCCCCCAGCAACUUCUCGAACGGGUGUGCCGUAUUGGUGUUUCUGGACAAAUGCACGGGGUCGUGUUUUGGAAGAUGGGUCGAGGUUGCAAGUGGACCGAGAGUGGGCAUGGUUGGCGCUUUGAGCCCCAAGAGGUCAGUCACCUGAUCACCUGGCAAGAUGGCCGCUGCAGCAGCCACUUCCUGUCCUCGCUCCCUCAGCCGCAAUCGCACCUCAGCGUGGCCACGGGAUUUGGCUGUGCCACAAUCUACUGGUACUUGAAAAACAGCCCAGAUUUCCUGAAGCCUUAUGAUGCAGCUGGCACUAUCCAUGACUACGUGGUUGCCAUGCUGUGUGGCCGGGAAAGGCCACAGAUGUCUGUCCAGAAUGCGGCCAGCUGGGGCUACUUCAACACCACGAGUAAAAGCUGGAACACAGACAUCCUUAAAGAAUCGAACUUCCCCGUUCAUUUUCUCCCUGAAGUGGUCCAGCCCGGAGAGCUGGCAGGGGGAACCUCCUGCACGUGGCACCGGAUACCAAAGGGGACAGAAGUCGGGGCUGCGCUGGGAGACUUCCAGUGUUCGGUGUAUUCCUGUAUGACUGGCUGCACUGAUGCAGUCCUCAACAUCAGUACAUCUGCCCAACUCACUGUCUUGAUGCCUCCGGGGUUCCAGCCUGGAGAUUCUCCGGACCCUCGCUCGCCCGUCGCCUAUUACCCAUAUUUCGACAAUAGCUAUCUGGUGGUGGCUGCCUCUCUGAACGGCGGCAACGUGAUGGCCACGUUCGUGGACAUGCUCGUUCAAUGGAUGGCAGAGCUGGGACUCGAAGUCCCAGAAUCAGAUCUCUACCCACGAAUAAUCGGUGCUGCCUUGGCCCAAACAGACACCGGCCUCACCAUUUGCCCAACAGUCUUUGGAGAGAGACACAUCCCAGAGAGGUUGGCCUCUGUGACAGGGAUAGCGGCCUCUGAUCUCUCCCUGGGCCACGUGACCAGGGCCUUGUGCCACGGCGUGGUCCAGAACCUUCACUCUAUGUUGUCUUCGGAACACCUGAAGGAGGCAGGGGUCACGCGGAUCUUGGCCAGCGGGAGCGCGCUUGGCAAGAACGAGGUGAUGCGGCAGGAAGUGGAAAAGGCUUACCCGUUUCCUGUGGUCUACGGGAAAGAUGUGGAUGCAGCUGUGGGAGCUGCCCAGGCGAUGCUGCCGAGGAAGUGAAGCCGGAAUUACAGAUGCCCCUUCAGCUCUAAAGAGGGUGUGCGGAUAUAACAGGACCCUGAUACUCGGGUGGGGGACGAGGAGAGAGGGAAAGCACGAUAGGAGAGACCCUUGAAGACCAACACAGCAGAUUCAGAACAAUCCCAUCUGCCCACCUCAGUCCCCCCCAAAAACCCUAGCCAAGGAUAGCCGUUGUCAACGUCACUGCAGCAGAUGUGCACAACAGAUACCUUUGGCAGCAGAGAGACAAACGCAGGCCGUAGACAACAGGGAUGUGGAAUUAGAGAGGCUGAUUUGAGCUGGGGUCUAAAUGAGGGGAAUUGGCCUCAGAGGAAGUGUGCCUUUUGGCCUUCCUCACUGGAGCCUAAUUCCUCACCACAUGCACUCUCCAAAGGGGCCUUGCGGCAAUGAGGAGGACUCUUCACUGCUGAAAGGGGGGAGGGAGAGAAAAGGCAGCGUGUCACUGCGACGCCCUCACACAAAUCAUUUUCAGGUAAUUCCAUGUUUCCAUUGCUGAAAGGGAUCAAAGGUUUCCUUUCUUUCCAGUCAGCCCUCACUCUAUCCUAGGCCACCUUCACACAGGACAUUUAUUCCACUGUUAAUCCACUUUAAACAGUCAUGGCUUCCCCCAAAGAAUCCCGGGAAGUGUAGCUUGUGAAGGGUGCUGAGAGUUGCUAGGAGAGCCUUAUUCUCACACAGCUACAAUUCCCCGAGCAGUUUAACAGUCAGCCCUUUUCCCCCAGAGAAUUCUGGGAAUUGCCAGCCUGGAAGGGGACUAUGGCUUUCCUAACAGUAUCCUUCACAAACUACACUUCCCAGGAUUCUUUGGGGGAAACCAUGAAUCUUUAAAAUGGAAUACUAGUGGAAUAAAUGUACAAUGUGAAUGUGGCCCUAGUGACGGGGGUGGGGGUGCUGUAGCCCUCCAGAUCUCUUCCGAUUCCCAGGGGUGUGUGCGAUGGCAGCAGUGAGCUGUGGGGCAGCCACCUCUUGUUUUACAGUUCAUUCGGUUGGGUCAAAACCCGACCCACCAAUACAUUCCAGAAUGAAAUUUGGGAGGUAGGGAAUGCGCCUCCCUGCUGUUCGGCAUCCCCUCGUUCAAGAUUCUGCUUGUCUUUGGUAUUGCCCGGCUGCUAAUGCCUCUGUUGCAAGUGAAAUAAUAAACGCCCCUUUGCUGCGUC
This is a messenger RNA of Rhineura floridana, 3376 nucleotides long. It is a transcript of the gene SHPK, whose product is annotated as sedoheptulokinase. Gene Ontology annotation, biological process: carbohydrate metabolic process; cellular response to lipopolysaccharide. The coding region runs from base 735 to 2198 and encodes 487 amino acids. The record is from RefSeq and is a predicted model, not a curated record. Gene Ontology annotation, molecular function: sedoheptulokinase activity. Lineage: Eukaryota; Metazoa; Chordata; Lepidosauria; Squamata; Rhineuridae. The transcript is spliced from 9 exons. Gene Ontology annotation, cellular component: cytosol.